Messenger RNA from Mycena indigotica, 570 nucleotides. RefSeq lists its product as uncharacterized. The coding region runs from base 1 to 570 and encodes 189 amino acids. Lineage: Eukaryota; Fungi; Basidiomycota; Agaricomycetes; Agaricales; Mycenaceae. The transcript is spliced from 6 exons. The record is from RefSeq and is a predicted model, not a curated record.
AUGACGCCCUCUGAGUCGAAGUCGGAGUUCAACACGCAGGAAAGCGCGACCGACGCCCCGCCUACCCAGCAGUCCUCGCCGGACGCGUUGCGUGUACCGGGGACUCCCCAGGCCUUCGUCAGCGAGGUCAACGAAGAGCUGCCCGGGAAUAACGUCAAUGCGGAUGUGCAGGCCAUCCAGGACUCACGGGCGUCCGCUGGCCUGAGCGACAAUGCAGAGACAAUUGGUUCUCCUGUCCGGCAGGCGGCUGACGAGGCAGACACGCUGGAAGAUGCGGAGCUCGGAAGCUCGAUGGACGCGUUGGACUUGAACGUCGUCGAUGUCAGUCAAAUCCCGGAACUUGUUGAAGCUGUGCCUGAAUACACACUGCUCCUCGCUACCAGUGUGCGUGUUCCGGGCCAAAUGAGAACACGGACCGAGGCAGGUAGCGACGCGGGAGAUAGCGACGAUGACGACGAAUACCCGACGGACUCCGACUCGGAUUCGGGGGAGCAUGAUUCAGGUUAUGAGCGCACGAUUCCCGCCCCUCGCGGCGUAGGCGAGGAUCUGAGUCCGGAGCCUGAGGCCUGA